This is a messenger RNA of Trypanosoma conorhini, 2067 nucleotides long. RefSeq lists its product as uncharacterized. Lineage: Eukaryota; Euglenozoa; Kinetoplastea; Trypanosomatida; Trypanosomatidae. The transcript has a single exon. The coding region runs from base 1 to 2067 and encodes 688 amino acids. The record is from RefSeq and is a predicted model, not a curated record. Gene Ontology annotation, cellular component: mitochondrial outer membrane.
AUGCCCUCCCCGAACGCUCACUGCUUUUUGUCUUCGUGCUUUGCGGGUGCAUUGCUAACGGAGUCACGUCGGACUUUCUUGCGGUUUACACAUUCCCCCGCCGUGGUUGAAAUCCUUUCCGAGAGGCCGGGUGUGGGAGAUGACAUGGAAGCGUGCGCUCUUUCACUCCAUAGCCUUGAUGACUUGGCCGGCCUGCUGCAGUGCAUUAAGGCUUUCCCGGAAAUGCAGGGUUUAAGUUUCCAGGUUCCUCGUUUUCUUCGUGAGACGUUUCUGCAGGCCUUCUUGGAGCCGUUUGGCUCGGAAGCCGCGCCGAAUUCAUCUUCUGGGGUGGCUACCAAACUUAUCGGUUGGCUUCAACUCGUCGUUUGGACUCGGUACUUUGCGGUGUUUUCGAUGCGGCGACUGGCAGCUAUUCACGAUCAAAUAUCUUGGUACGUCUGGUACUGGUCCUGGGCGGAGAUGCACUCCGCAAGGGCCUCUUUCCACCUCUCCUUUGGGAGCCAGUGGUGGUGGAAGGGAGUUUGGCGCAGAGGAUGGGUUGGGCAGGUUUUGUUGGUGAAGUCAUUUGCCAUUGCCCACAAGUCUGCUCUGAACCGCGUUCUACAUGGUGUGGUGCGAUGUCUGGGGACGAUGUACGGUUUCCUGGACCGCAUGAAUACACUUAUUUCCUCCAUUGAAGACGUGGCCGCAGGCGAGCGCCUGCUGUCGCCAGAGAGAGACACGAGCACUUCGAUAGAUCUUGAGGUGAAUAAUCGUCGUCUUCUUUCAAACCUCCGCGCCACUGUGGUUUCAACUGUUAAAUCAAUGGCACAGACAAUGCGGUCACCGGGCAUCGCCGGCCUACUUGAUGCGAAUUCCAAAGGCAUGCCAGAGGAUGCACUGGGCUUGGGAGGACACGCGAGUGAAUCGGUAAUGUAUGACUUCCACUUGUACACCCCUUCGUCGGAAGCUCCGAACGAUAUAGAGAUGCGUGCUUCUUUGAAAGAAGUAUUUAACCUUCUACUAGACACGGCAGAAUUCACAAGGACCUACACAAAAAGCAUAAGUGAAGAGAUACAUGCACGGCAUGUACCUCCAAAUGGCAGACACUGGAGGCGUAUCUUCAUCGCUGGCUGUGUUAUCGUACCUUCUGUGCUGUGGCUUUCAGCCAACAGUAUAACUAACCUCCGGCGGAUGCUGGCCUCUGCACGUGUGGUUGGCUACAGUCUGUUUGAGAACUAUGUUAUUUACCCACUUAAAGAGAUCUACCAGAGUUUGACCAGCAGCCGGCCAGGCGUCUUGGAACGACGACGCACCCUUGAAAUGGAAAUGGAGUCCGUCGCCAACAUCAUUCGAGACUACCACGAGGAUUACUACCCAAAUAUUUCACAGGAGGAGCUACACCGUCUGCGUGAGCGCACCUUUGAACACCUUCGCUCCGGCGUGAUUGCGGAUGAUGAAGGCUACCGUCUCAUUAACGACCAUUAUGAAAAUGCCAUUCGACACCCAAUUCGAGGCGCCUUCUUUGGAAGCUUGCUGCGGCUGCUGCUCAUUCAGCUGAGCUACCAACAGUUGGAGGUGAUGCGGGUGGUAAAUUCCACCGACGAGGUUUUGGAGGGAAAUGAUUUGAACUUCAAAAUGCUGGCGAUGGUGCCUGUGUUUCUCGCGCUGAGUGGUGCGCUACUCGCCUCGUUGCAGAGCCGUCGCGCGAAGCUGCUUCCGGUAAACAACCAGCUGAAACUUUACUGGCGCUCUGUGCACCGCGUCGUGACAAUUCCUGAGAAUUCCGUUGAGGAGGCCUAUCGCUCCCCCUCGGGCGAAGUUGCGUCGUCGGAGCCGUCUAAAGACGAAGAAGUAGUGGAGUUGGAGGAGGCCGUGAGCGUCAGUCACCUUAGCAGCUAUGAUCAGGGGAUGCUUUUGUUGCUGACGCACCACAUGCGCAGACUGGCAGUGGAAUACCACGCCGGCUAUCGCUACCUCGAGGCGUUUCUGGAGGACCUCGACGAUCUUGAAAGUGUGCGGUCCACACGACAUCAGCGCCUGCUCACGCUUGACCGGAUGCGUAGCGUCCACUACUUUCUUCGGUGA